This is a messenger RNA of Eurytemora carolleeae, 818 nucleotides long. RefSeq lists its product as uncharacterized. The transcript has 6 exons. The record is from RefSeq and is a predicted model, not a curated record. Lineage: Eukaryota; Metazoa; Arthropoda; Copepoda; Calanoida; Temoridae. The coding region runs from base 83 to 595 and encodes 170 amino acids.
GUUGUUCUUGCUAGUCUUGCACUGACAGUCCUACGCAGUAGAAUAUUUUAGUUCAAUAAUUAAUAACAAAUUAAUUGAUAAAAUGUUGAAGACAUGUUUUCUUCUUUUCUUUUUUGGAGCCCAAUCCCAGGGUUUUUUAUUCAGGUAUCCCUGGCAUGCAAGCUGUUCUCUAAAAUGGAGGGUUGCGGAGCCCUGUGAACAGUUUAAGAUAAAGAUGAUAAACCAAAUUAGAGAUUGGGAGGGAGAUGCUUUAUGUCCCGGAACAAGUUCAACUUGUCCUGCUCUACCCUGUGGACAGAGAUGUUUAUACGAUUUUGUUUCCGUAAACGGAAACGAGAUUAAAGCUACUCAUACAACUCCAGUAGCAAGGUAUAUUGAUGACCUGACCUUUAAGCUGACCAGCUCAGGGGGAGCUUGUAUAGUUGAUGCUAACUCCAACUCAAGGCUCUGGUAUGCUGUGCUUGAUAAGGGAACUAAUUACUGCAAUCUACGAAAUUUAGUGGACGGAGCAGGGUAUACAGAGACAUCUCUUACAGAAGAAACCAAUGAUGGCAUCUGUACUCAGUACACUAGCAGAGAUUGUUCUAGAUUCUAGACUAUACUCAGUACACUAGUAAAUAUUAUUCUAGAUUCUAGACUAUACUCAGUACACUAGCAGAGAUUGCUCUAGAUUCUAGACUAUACUCAGUACACCAGCAAAUAUUAUUCUAGAUUCUAGACUAUACUCAGUACACUAGCAGAGAUUGUUCUAGAUUCUAGACUAUACUCAGUACACUAGCAGAGAUUGCUCUAGAUUCUAGACUAAACUCAUUACACUA